This is a messenger RNA of Metarhizium brunneum ARSEF 3297, 1479 nucleotides long. RefSeq lists its product as uncharacterized. Gene Ontology annotation, biological process: transmembrane transport. NCBI's taxonomy places the organism in Eukaryota, Fungi, Ascomycota, Sordariomycetes, Hypocreales, Clavicipitaceae. Gene Ontology annotation, molecular function: transmembrane transporter activity. The record is from RefSeq and is a predicted model, not a curated record. Gene Ontology annotation, cellular component: membrane.
AUGGAUAGCAAGACGCUGGAUAAGGAGGCGUCGAGCUGCGAGGCUUCGAGCCAGUCUGUGGUCGAGGACGCCUCUGGCCAACGGCUUCGGCGUGCCGUCCGCAAGAUCGACUGGGCCAUCAUGCCGCUCAUGUUCCUCUGCUACUUCCUCCAGUUUCUUGACAAGGUGCUCAUCAACUAUGCCAACAUCAUGGGCAUCUCCAAGAGUCUCGAGUUCAGGGACGGCAACGACUUCUCGUGGAUGGCAACCGCCUUCUUUAUCGGCUAUGCCGUGGCCGAGUUCCCCCAGGGCUACCUCAUCCAACGCUUCCCUGUGACCAAGGUUCUCGGCAUCAACGUUCUUCUUUGGGGCGUGACCAUCUGCUGCACCGCUGCCACGCAGAGCUUUGCCGGCGUGACGGCCGUCCGCACGCUCCUCGGCAUGUUUGAGGCCGUCAUCACCCCGGCUCUCAUCAUGAUCACGUCCCAGUGGUAUACGAGGCGGCAGGCCACUCCACGCACGGGGAUAUGGUACUGCGGCUUGGGGGUUGGUCAAACCCUGGGCGGCCUGGUGUCUUGGGCCGCGCAGCACGGCUCUGCCACUUCGUCGUUUGAAAGUUGGCGCAUCAUGUUUGUUUCUGUCGGCGCGUUUAACCUGGCCGUGGGCGCGGCUGUGACGUUUGCCAUGCCUCAAAGUAUUGACAAGGCCAAAUUCCUCAGCGACGGUGAGAAAUUGCUCGUCAAAGAAGCCCUUUCGAGGGAUCAGUCUGGCAACGGCAAGAAGGUAUUCCGGGCCCGCGACAUACUUGAAGCGGCGACUGACCUGCAGGUAUGGCUGCUCUGCCUCAAUACGAUCCUCAUCGUCAUUCCCUCUGGCAUCAUUACCACCUUCUCGGCGACGCUGAUUGCCGGGUUCGGGUAUAAGCCCAAGACGGCGGCCCUCCUCAACAUGCCUUCGGGCGUCGUAUCCGUCUCCGCCACGCUCGCGGGGACGUUUGCCAUUCUGUACAACUUCCCCCGCUGGCUGGCCAUCAUUUUGCUCCUGGUGCCGACUCUCAUUGGGGCGGGCCUCAUGUCGUUCUACUCGCACUCCCAGGCGGGAGCUCUUGCGGGCAUCUAUCUCAUCAACUUUGACGUCGCCCCGUUGGCUCUCAUCUACGCCCUCGUGGGUGCCAACACCCAGGGCUACACCAAGAAGGUGGCAACAAAUGCCGCCGUCGCUAUUUGCUUUUCCAUUGCCAACAUUAUCGGGCCGCAGACGUUCCGCAAGGAGAAUGCGCCGCGGUAUCUUCCGGCCAAGAUUACCGUGUUUGGUGUCUGCGGAGGCGCCAUGCUCGUGACCAUCCUCCUGAGGUUGCUUUACGGAUGGCGCAACAGACAGACAGAGGCGGUGAGGAUUGCCGAGGCAGAGGCCAUCGAUAGGGGAGAGAUUCGUGUCCGUGUUGAGGAAGAAGAGGCGAUGACGGAUAGGACGAACCCGGCGUUCCGGUACGUGUACUAA